Molecule: messenger RNA, 2307 nt
Organism: Solea senegalensis (Senegalese sole)
Lineage: Eukaryota; Metazoa; Chordata; Actinopteri; Pleuronectiformes; Soleidae
Gene: tph1a
Product: tryptophan hydroxylase 1 (tryptophan 5-monooxygenase) a
Exons: 11
Coding region: 90-1526 (478 amino acids)
Biological process (GO): aromatic amino acid metabolic process; serotonin biosynthetic process
Cellular component (GO): neuron projection
Molecular function (GO): iron ion binding; tryptophan 5-monooxygenase activity
Source: RefSeq, a predicted model, not a curated record
UCCCGGACUAGACAGACUAAACUUUACAUAGCGGAGAUUAUUCAGAUAAACCAGCAUCGAGGGCGACAUAUAAAAAAGACAACUUUAACAUGUACUCAAACAAAAUCGAUGGACCACGUAGAGGCAGAUCCUUUGACUCCAUGAACAUUGGCUUUGAAGAAAAACUGCUAAACAAUGAGAUAAACAAAUCAACCUUCACCAAAAGUGAAGAAAACACUGAAAAGAAAUCAGAGAAAGGGAGAGCAACAAUCAUCUUUUCCCUCAAGAAUGAAGUGGGCGGACUUGUAAAGGCCCUCAAACUAUUCCAAGAAAACCACGUCAACCUUGUGCACAUAGAAUCCAGGAAAUCUAAAAGGCGCAACUCAGAAUUUGAGAUAUUCGUGGAUUGCGACAGCAACCAUGAACAACUGAACGAAAUCAUCCAGCUGCUCCGGAAACAUGUGAAUGUGGUGGAUAUGGAGCCUCCAGAUAACUCUUGUAUACACGAGGAAGAUAUGGAAGAUGUUCCUUGGUUUCCAAAGAAAAUUUCAGACUUGGACAAAUGUGCUAACCGUGUCCUGAUGUACGGCUCUGAUCUGGAUGCCGAUCACCCUGGUUUCAAGGACAAUGUGUACCGGAAAAGGAGAAAGUACUUUGCAGAUCUUGCCAUGGCCUACAGGCACGGGGACCCCAUUCCUCGUAUUGAGUUCACAGAAGAGGAGGUGAAGACAUGGGGUGUUGUGUAUAGGGAGCUCAACAAGUUGUACCCCACCCAUGCGUGCCGUGAGUACUUAAAGAACCUGCCACUGCUGUCCAAGUACUGCGAAUGUCGGGAGGACAACAUUCCUCAACUGGAAGAUGUCUCACGUUUCCUGAGAGAACGUACUGGAUUCACCAUCAGGCCUGUGGCAGGUUAUCUGUCCCCACGCGAUUUCCUUGCUGGUUUGGCCUUUCGUGUUUUCCACUGUACCCAGUAUGUGCGGCACAGCUCCGAUCCCUUAUACACACCAGAGCCGGACACAUGCCAUGAGCUGCUGGGUCACGUCCCUCUGCUAGCAGAGCCCAGCUUUGCUCAGUUUUCUCAGGAGAUCGGACUCAGCUCACUUGGGGCCUCGGAUGAUUCAGUUCAGAAACUGGCCACAUGCUAUUUCUUCACAGUGGAGUUUGGCCUAUGCAAACAAGAAGGGAAGCUGCGAGCAUAUGGAGCAGGACUGCUGUCAUCUAUUAGUGAGCUUAAGCAUGCACUCUCCGGAAAAGCAAGGAUAAUGCCUUUUGACCCCAAAGUCACAUCCAAACAAGAAUGCAUCAUCACAACAUUUCAGGAUGUAUACUUUGUGUCAGACAGCUUUGAGGAGGCCAAAGUGAAGAUGAGGGAGUUUGCCAAGACCAUCAAGCGUCCCUUCACAGUGCGAUACAACCCUUACACCCAGAGUGUGGAUGUGUUAAAGGACACUCCCAGCAUCAACAGCGUCGUAGAGGAGCUUCGGCACGACCUUGAUAUUGUGGGUGAUGCUCUCAACCGGCUGAAUAAACAGCUGGGUAUCUGACUACCCACGUACAUUAAUCACCACUUAACCAACAGUGCAUCAGUGAUCACAAUGUCACCCCCCCAGCUUUGCUGUAGAGAUACUGGUUGUGUGUUGCCCUUUUGUCAUUUCAAUGAAUGCGCACUGCUUUUGGCAAAAUGCUCUGUGUUUCCCAUUGCAUGAUAUACAUCAUAUACAACGUACAGAGGCAUGUUUAGCCACUGAUAUCAUUACAUUACACAAACCCAAAGAGCUACUUAACAAGAUCCUCUAUUUCACUUCCCUUGUUCUUGGCUGACUGGGCGUCUGUGUUGCAAACAGUUAAUGUGCUCUCAUCUCAAGAUAGUCUCCUUUAAAAGCAUGCCCAGCUGUUACACAGAUGACACAGAUGACGUUUCAUCCUCCUAUUGUUAACCCCAUGUGAUCAUGUUAAUUAUUUUGUAAUUUUAUUCUUCAUAUUUAAUCUUUCUCACGUCAGUGAUUUGUAUAACAUGUACCUUGUUUGUAUUAAUUUGGUGUAUGUAUCAUGCUUGUUGUUUUUGUGCUGUCGAGGGAAAUUAUAAAAGUGAAACAGUGUUAAAAAAUGUUUUCAUGACUUAUUAUGAUGGAUUUGGCCCAUGUACCCUGACUAAUUUUAUUUUGCAGUGAUGUUUUUGAAUACAUCCCCUUAAAGUGAAUAUAAUUGUAGCACUCCUGAAAUCAAAGCAUUAUUUUUCUACUGUAAAGAAAUAUAGGAAUAAUGAGUAAGCUCUGUAUCAAAGCAUUGAAAGAAAAAUAAAGACAAAUGUUCAUUGUGUCCUCA